Messenger RNA from Carassius gibelio (silver crucian carp), 4725 nucleotides. It is a transcript of the gene hkdc1, whose product is annotated as hexokinase domain containing 1. Gene Ontology annotation, molecular function: fructokinase activity; mannokinase activity; glucokinase activity. The record is from RefSeq and is a predicted model, not a curated record. Gene Ontology annotation, biological process: intracellular glucose homeostasis; glucose 6-phosphate metabolic process; glycolytic process. Lineage: Eukaryota; Metazoa; Chordata; Actinopteri; Cypriniformes; Cyprinidae. Gene Ontology annotation, cellular component: mitochondrion; cytosol. The transcript is spliced from 18 exons. The coding region runs from base 340 to 3099 and encodes 919 amino acids.
GAUCCUUUUUGAACUAUUGUUUCACUCAAGAUUGUUUUAAGGUGUUCCUGCAGUUUGGAGGGAAGCCAAUCACAUUGCUAGGUGAGGCUGGAGAGCAGAGAGGCCGGACGAGGCUUAGCCAUUAAUUAUUUAGCCGUGAAAGGGGAGGGAAAAGCAAGUGCUGAACUCUCACAUAGGGAAAUACAAGCUCAGAGGAAAUCUUUCAGUCAUAUUAGAAUCACUCCUGAGGAUUGAGGGGGACAGGCUUCGGGACACAUUUAAACCUGAGGACUCAUUUUGUCUUUCAAUAAGUAAAUCACGUUUUUUUUCUGAAGUCACCACCUGUGUCAGGAAGUCAAGAUGUUUGCGGUCCAUUUGCUGUCCUUUUACUUCUCAAAGCUUCAGGAGGAUCAGAUCAAGAAGGUAGACCGGUAUCUGUACGCAAUGCGUUUAUCAGAUGAUCAGUUGGCGGACAUAUCAGCUCGCUUUCGGCAGGAGAUGGAGAAAGGACUGUCAAACGAGAGCAAUGCUACAGCUGCAGUCAAGAUGCUCCCGACCCACGUUUAUUCAACACCCGAUGGCUCAGAGAAGGGUGAGUUUCUGGCGCUGGAUCUGGGGGGUUCCAAAUUUAAGGUACUACAGGUGAAGGUUUCCGAAGAUGGGAAGGGGAAAGUCCAGAUGGAGAGUGAAACCUUUCCCAUCCCUGAAGAGGUCCUCAAUGGCAAAGGAUCUGAGCUUUUUGAGCAUGUGGCAGAGUCUUUGAAGUCUUUUCUCCAGAAACACCACAUUAAUCACACAAGAAAACCUCUCGGCUUCACCUUCUCUUUCCCUUGUGCGCAAUCCAAAAUAGAUGAGGGUGUCUUGUUGUCAUGGUCAAAGAAUUUCAAGGCUAGAGGUGUUCAAGGGAACAAUGUGGUGCAGUUAUUAAAGAAAGCGAUUCGAAAAGUUGGGGUUGUUGACGUAGAUGUCCUGGCUAUGGUCAAUGACACAGUGGGGGCCAUGAUGACCUGCGGAUAUGAUGACCAGAACUGUGAGGUGGGGGUUAUUAUAGGUACCGGCACUAAUGCUUGUUACAUGGAGGAGCUCAGACACAUUGAUCUGGUGGAAGGAGAUGAAGGGAGGAUGUGUAUUAAUACUGAAUGGGGGGCAUUUGGAGACGAUGGUGUGCUUGAUGAUUUCAUCACAAGCUUUGACCGUGAAAUUGAUGCCGCCUCAAUUAAUCCAGGAAAACAGCUUUUUGAAAAGAUGGUGAGUGGGAUGUACAUGGGUGAGCUCGUGAGACUCAUCCUGCUGAAGAUGGCCAAAAAGGGUCUACUCUUUCGUGGCCAAGUCUCUGAUGCUCUUCGAACCAAGGGAACUUUCCAGACCAAACAUAUCUGCUUGAUUGAACAGUAUAAAGGAGGUCUGGAGAACACCAAGGAGAUCCUGGAAGACCUGGGUCUCAAUCCUAGUGAAGAUGACUGCAUUGCUGUCCAGCAUGUCUGUACCAUCGUCUCCUUCAGGUCAGCUAAUCUGGUUGCUGCCGCUCUGGCUGCCAUUCUGACACGGAUCCGAGAAAACAAAAAGCUGAAAACCCUUCGGACCACAGUAGGAGUGGAUGGGACGGUUUACAGAACACAUCCACAGUACCCCAAGAGGCUCCACAAGGUGGUCCGCCAUCUGGUGUCAGACUGUCAUGUCCGUUUCGUGCUGUCUGAAAGUGGCAGUGCAAAAGGUGCCGCCAUGGUGACUGCAGUAGCUCAGCGGUUAGCUUCCCAAAGGAAGGAGGUCGAUGAUACUCUGGCGGCCUUCACCUUGAGCUCCACACAGCUUCAGGAAGUGAAGGCGAAGAUGCGCGUGGAGUUGGAACGAGGCUUGAGGAAAGACUCCCAUCCCACUGCCUCAGUCAAAAUGCUGCCCACGUAUGUUUACAGGACUCCAGAUGGGACAGAAAGAGGAAAGUACCUUGCCUUGGAUCUUGGUGGAACCAAUUUCCGUGUGUUGGUGGUUAAGAUUCGUACCGGUCUGCGAAAUUCAGUCAGGAUGUACAACAAGAUUUACGCCAUUCCACUGGAGAUCAUGCAAGGCACAGGAGAGGAGUUGUUUGACCACAUAGUUCAGUGCAUCUCGGAUUUCUUGGACUAUAUGGGGAUGAAGAACACUCGUUUGCCUCUCGGCUUCACCUUCUCUUUCCCAUGCAACCAGACAGGUAUUGAUAAGGGAGAUCUGGUCUGCUGGACGAAGGGCUUCAAAGCGACAGAUUGCGAGGGGUAUGAUGUUGUGGAUAUGCUGAGAGAGGCCAUCAAAAGAAGAAAUGAAUUUGACCUUGAUAUCGUUGCUAUUGUGAAUGACACAGUUGGCACAAUGAUGACAUGUGCAUACGAGGACCCUAAAUGUCAGAUUGGUCUUAUUGCUGGAACGGGAAGCAAUGUGUGUUACAUGGAGGAGAUGAAGAAUAUUGAGUUAGUGCAGGGUGAUGAAGGCCAGAUGUGUGUGAACACUGAAUGGGGAGGAUUUGGGGCAAAUGAUAAUAUUGAGGAUAUCCGGACCAGAUAUGACAGAGAAGUGGACGGAGGCUCACUCAAUCCAGGAAAACAAAGGUUUGAAAAGAUGACCAGUGGAAUGUAUUUGGGAGAGAUUGUAAGGCAGAUCCUCAUUGAUCUCACAAAGCAUGGUCUUCUGUUUCGUGGUCGCAUCACAGAGAGACUGAAGACCAAAGGCAUCUUUGAGACCAAGUUCCUCUCUCAGAUUGAGAGUGACCGUCUGGCGCUACUGCAGGUCAGGUCUAUUCUGCAGCAUCUGGGCCUGGACAGCACAUGUGAUGACAGCAUCAUUGUCAAAGAAGUGUGUGGAGCUGUUUCUCGCCGAGCAGCUCAGCUCUGUGGAGCAGGAAUGGCUGCUAUUGUAGACAAAAUCAGAGAGAACCGUGGUCUGGACCAUCUGGAGAUUACUGUGGGAGUGGACGGCACCCUUUACAAGUUACAUCCACACUUCUCCACAAUCUUAAAGGACACUGUCAGAGAACUCGCGCCCAACUGUAAGGUGGAUUUUAUCCUAUCAGAGGAUGGCAGUGGGAAAGGGGCGGCCCUGAUCACAGCGGUAGCACAGCAGCAUAAUAUAGAGAAACAAGAACCUCAAUAGAUGCUCAGACUGGGUUUCUUUGAGGGCUGAUGUGUUGUUUUAAGAGUUCAGGUUUCUGCUGUAUAAGUAAUAACAGAUUUAUCAAAUGACAACUUUCACAAAUUCUAGCUUAUUUUGCAGCUUGCAUAUCAUUUUAUUUUUUUGCAUACAAAAAUCUGAAAAUCAGGUACAUUGGCAGAAAAGUGUUCAUUUAUUACUUUUCUAUUAUUAUUCUUUUGUUUUAAAUGUAUUAAUUAGUGCAAUUGAGACUGCACUGAUGUUCAUCAUGUUUAGCAUUGGUUCACUCUCACUGUACGUUGCCACUUUGAAGGGUCUUUUUGUUCCGACUCAGUGAACGGUUUGCAUGGGCAGUCAGAGUGAAAGGCUUACAGAAGCCUAAACUAAAGGGGGCAGUGGCUGUGUGCAGUGUGGAAUGUCAUGAGAGUAUGUUGCUCUACGAUGGUGUCUGAGAAGCUUAGAGACCAAACAGCCAUAUUAAAUCAGGAACUGCUGUACUUGAAAAGCAAUUUAUUUAUUUAAAUAGUAGAGGCAGAUUAGAGUCAAAUUCAAAGCUUGUUUUCGGUAUUGUGAAAAAUGACUUAAGAUUUUAUUUGAAAUCGAAUGUGAGGAGACCACAUUUAAGAUAAUUUUAUGGUAUUUUUAUAUGUUUUUUUACAAGAUCCAGUCCACAUUCAUUGUCAUUUUAUGGAAAAGCGUGACUAGUAUACUACUGUUCAAAAUUAAUUAAUCAUUUUAUUCAGCAAGGGUGCAUUAAAUUCAUCAAGUUUCAUGGUUUCCACAAAAAUAUUAAGUACAACAACUGUUUUCAACAUUGAUAAUAAAAAAUGUUUCUUGAGCAGCAAAUCAGCAUAUUAGAAUGAUUUCUAAAAGAUCCUGUGACACUGAAUACUGCAGAAAGGAUGCUGAAAUAUCAGCUUUGCAUCACACGAAUAAAUUCCAUUUUGGAACAUAAGAAAAUAUAAAACAAUUAUUUUAAAUUGUACUAGCAUUUCACAACAUCAAUGCUUAAACUGUAUUUUUCGAUCAAAUAAAUGCAGUCUGGGUAAGCAUAAGAGACUUUUUUUUUCUAAAUCAACCCCAAACCGAAUUUUACUGUAUAUUCUUCGAAAUGUAGUGCAGUAUGCAUUUGUAUAUAAAUUAUCUUUGGCCACUUUUCAAAUGGUGAUUUAAUAGAUCCAUUAGCAUUUCCCUUUUGUGUACACUAAUUUAAGCUUCUAAAGGAUUUAACCAAGCAGUUAAACCAGGCCAGCUCCUGAUCACAAAUCCUCACGGGGCAGGAAGGGAAAGGUUUACUCAUCAUAAUCCCUCCUGCAAAUGCUAACUAGCUUCACUGCCAAACAACAGUAGCUGACGCUAGUAACCAUGCUCACCAGCACGUCACUGUUACCUGCAUGUGCUCUAGCAUUCAUGCAAACACGUUCACUUACACUUAGCUAAGGUUGGCCAAGUUAGAUAACUCAGCUAAAUUAAGUAUAACAAGAAACGCACAUCUCUCUGCUUUCAGUAAUUGUUUUCUGUGGUAUAUUGUUUACCUCUGUACAUUAAACCGAUACAAGGAAAAAAUAUUGAGCCUUGUUUGUUAUUUGUUCCAUAUCAAUAAACAUCAAAAGCACAAGUUCAGUAACA